CACACAGUAAAACAAAAUGGAGCGAAUCUAGAGAAGUUGUAAAAUCUUAAGAGUAAAAUAGCAAGGAGGAAAAAGAAUAAAGAAAAAGAAGCCCCAACUUUUCUUUUCCAGUUUCUUCAAACUCUCUGCAUCAAGAUUCAGAGGACCACAUCUCCAUUAACAUGGAACCAAAACCAGCAACUGAGUCCAAGAAAUCAUCUGUUUGGGUUCUUCCUUACAAGACUCAAAGUCUUCAGAGUCUUUAUACAAUAGGCAAAAAGUUAGGCCAAGGUCAGUUUGGAACAACCCAUCUUUGUACAGAAAAAUCAAGUGGCAAUCUUUAUGCUUGUAAGACAAUACCCAAAAAGAAACUGAUCUGUAAAGAAGAUUAUGAGGAUGUUUGGAAAGAGAUUCAAAUAAUGCAUCAUUUAUCUGAGCACCCAAAUGUGGUAAGAAUAAAGGGUACUUAUGAAGAUGCAUUAUAUGUGCAUAUAGUUAUGGAGCUUUGUGCUGGUGGCGAACUUUUUGAUAGGAUUGUUGAGAAAGGACAUUAUAGUGAAAGAGAAGCUGCUAAAUUGAUUAAAACAAUUGUUGGUGUUGUUGAGGCUUGUCAUUCAUUAGGUGUUAUGCAUAGAGAUCUCAAGCCUGAGAAUUUCUUGUUUCUCAGUUCUGAUGAGGAUGCUGCUCUCAAGGCUACUGAUUUUGGCCUCUCUGUUUUCUACAAACCAGGUGAAACAUUUUCGGAUGUUGUUGGAAGUCCUUACUAUGUUGCCCCAGAGGUUUUAUGCAAGCACUAUGGACAUGAGUCAGAUGUAUGGAGUGCAGGAGUUAUCUUGUACAUAUUACUUAGUGGUGUUCCACCUUUUUGGGCAGAAACUGAUAUGGGAAUAUUUCGUCAGAUACUGCGAGGCAAACUAGAUCUUGAAUCUGAACCUUGGCCUGGAAUUUCAGAUAGUGCCAAGGAUUUGAUACGUAAAAUUCUUGAUAGGAAUCCAAAAAGGAGGUUAACUGCCCAUGAAGUUUUGUGCCAUCCAUGGAUUGUGGAUGACACAAUGGCUCCUGAUAAACCUCUUGACUCUGCAGUUCUUUCACGCCUCAAGCAGUUCUCAGCAAUGAACAAACUAAAGAAAAUGGCUUUACGUGUGAUUGCCGAGAGGCUUUCAGAAGAAGAAAUCGGUGGUCUCAAGGAGCUAUUCAAAAUGUUAGACACAGACAAUAGUGGAACAAUAACCUUUGAGGAAUUAAAAGAGGGUUUGAGGCGAGUGGGUUCUGAAUUGAUGGAGUCUGAGAUCAAGGAUCUUAUGGAUGCGGCAGACAUUGACAACAAUGGAACAAUAGACUAUGGGGAAUUUAUUGCUGCUACUGUUCAUUUGAACAAAUUGGAAAGGGAAGAGAAUCUGUUAUCAGCCUUCUCUUAUUUUGACAAAGAUGGUAGUGGAUACAUAACUAUCGAAGAACUUCAGCAAGCCUGCAAAGAAUUUGGUCUUAGCGAGCUGAAUCUUGAUGAAAUUAUCAAAGAUAUUGAUCAAGAUAAUGAUGGGCAGAUAGACUAUAAGGAAUUUUCUGCAAUGAUGAGGAAAGGCACAGGUGGAGGCGUUGGAAGAAGGACCAUAAGAAACAAUUUGAAUUUAGGAGAAGCACUAGGACUCGUACAGAGUGAAGAAAACUUAUGAACCACCAAUUAAUCAGAACAAGUUCCUGAGUGAUCUUUCUAAUUUCCUUUUGACAUGAAGGUCCAACUAUAGACAUUUAUUUACUACUAGAAGUGUCAGGUUUCUUUGUAUUAAACUUGAUCCCUUCCCCUGCUUUUAUUGAUGGCUGGUUUUUUAACCUCUAUUUGUCCAAGGUUAAGAACUUUAGACUUUUGACACCAGUAACAAAGAGCAAUUUCUUGAA
This is a messenger RNA of Nicotiana tabacum (common tobacco), 1875 nucleotides long. Its product is annotated as calcium-dependent protein kinase SK5. NCBI's taxonomy places the organism in Eukaryota, Viridiplantae, Streptophyta, Magnoliopsida, Solanales, Solanaceae. Gene Ontology annotation, biological process: protein phosphorylation. The record is from RefSeq and is a predicted model, not a curated record. Gene Ontology annotation, molecular function: ATP binding; calcium ion binding; protein kinase activity.